AUUCCUGGAAACAUCUAGGACAAUCCUAGGUUACCUGGACUUGUUCGUAUCUGUGUUUAACAAGUGAAAUAUAAGACUCUAUUAAUACUUAACUACCGCCAUCUAGCGAAAUCUUAUAAUGUUCAGCCUAGUCUCGCUACUCGCCGCUGCGGCGCUAAUAUCGCUGCAAUCUGUCCACAUAUACGCACAGAUUGAAGGGAAACUAGAAAUGGAUAACAAUUUAUUACCAAAUGAUAUUCCUCCUCCGAGACGUCGCGUCGUACAGAAAUACGUAAAGAUAACAUCUCAUCCCCCCGAGACAGUCAGACACAUGCCGGGGUCUACUCUGGUGUUAGAAUGCGAGGUGAUGGGCAAUCCUGCUCCAAUGUCAGGCUGGAUGAAGAACGGCAUACCGAUAUCUGAUUUCGAAGAAGACGUCAACGAGAUAUUUUCGCCACCCACAUUCAGCGUUGCGCGAAUGACAAGCAAACUCGUGGUGCGUUCGCCAUCCAAUGGUGAUGUUUACACGUGUGUUGCUACCGCUGGCCUGAGGGAAACCAGUGCUUCUACUACUGUUAUUGUUGAAGGCGAACAGUCCGAUCUUCUCUCUCCCUUGAUUCCAACUAAACCUGUUAUCACUGCAUUCUACAACGACAUAUUUCAGUUAAUGGGUACUAGCGCGACACUGCCUUGCCGGGUGUACAGCCCAACCAAGGCCCAAGUGUACUGGAUUGAUAACAACAGUAAACUUAUUUACGGAAACAGCAGACUCAGGGUGCUCCCAUCCGGCGAUUUACAUAUAAAAGGUCUAUCGUGGGCUGACAUGGGAAGCUACACGUGUUCCGCUAAGAACGCGUAUGGCAAGGACGUCGCUGAGACCUUCCUCUAUCCUGUUAAGUCUUAAACAGAAGAAUUGAAUGAUUGCGAUCGACCAACUAAGUUACCCGCCGAUGAUUACGCGAUGUUCCUACAUUAUAUAUUUAUUAUUAAUAACUUAUUUUUAGAGUAAGGAAUAUGUGUUAUUACGUGCUCACGAGAAGUAUUUUGUCAAAGGCAUUCAGCGUACUUAAUAUUGAAAAAGAUUUUUUUAUUGUAUUUCUUUAUUAAUUAAUACAUGUUAAUUAUUUAGCAAAUUAAACAAAUCGGUGAUCAUAUGAUACUAAAUUAUCUAAAUGUAAACGUCGAUAUUAAGGCAAUUUGUAUUUAUUCCGUUAAUAUUAACUCAGCUAUUACAUAACAGAUGGCGCUAGUAGAGCGUGAAAUAUCAUGAAAUUAUUAAUUUAUCUUCGAAU
Molecule: messenger RNA, 1271 nt
Organism: Vanessa atalanta (red admiral)
Lineage: Eukaryota; Metazoa; Arthropoda; Insecta; Lepidoptera; Nymphalidae
Gene: IBP2
Product: neural/ectodermal development factor IMP-L2-like
Exons: 8
Coding region: 119-883 (254 amino acids)
Biological process (GO): axon guidance; dendrite self-avoidance; homophilic cell-cell adhesion
Cellular component (GO): axon; plasma membrane
Molecular function (GO): cell-cell adhesion mediator activity
Source: RefSeq, a predicted model, not a curated record